Messenger RNA from Penaeus vannamei (Pacific white shrimp), 1120 nucleotides. Lineage: Eukaryota; Metazoa; Arthropoda; Malacostraca; Decapoda; Penaeidae. The record is from RefSeq and is a predicted model, not a curated record.
ACCCCUUUGCAUGCCCACUUGCUCGCAGAUUUUCGGGAUGUUCGGGCUGGUGCUAGUCACGUGCUGCGUCGCUGGAUGGGCGGCCUCUACGCCCACAGGAGAUGCCGAAUCCGAGACGCCCCACGCCCAUGGGACGGUCCCUUGCGUAGUCCUCCUUCAGGAAGAUGUUGCUCGCUUGUUCGCCGCCCUCAGAAACAUCUCUGAAGAGAUUCGCAGCUGCACAAACAUCAGCGAAGCUUUGCAAACAAAGGCCAUCCUGAACGAGAACCAAAUCGGGAACAACAAGAAGUGAACGCCCAGCUGGAAGCAAAGCACAAGCAGAUGGAGGAGAAAAUCCGGCUGGCAGGGACCACCAAGCAGCAGUUGCAAGAACAGCUCCUCCAACUGCAGAUGGAGGAGCUACAACAGAAACACGAGGAGAUACAGGCCAAGACAAAGAACCUCGAAGCCAAGUCCGCACUCCAGAAGGCAGAAGGAGAGGAAGGCCAACUGAACAGCGAGACUGGUCUGCUCGAGCAAGAGUUUCAACUUGCCAAGGAACGAGACCAACACAUCGAAACCCUAGUUGAUAUUCUUAGUCAAAAUGUCACGCAGGCUAUCGGUACUAAGAACACUUUAAUAGAUCUUAAAAAUGAUUAUGCGGAACAAGUGACCUCCCUCACUCAGAAUCUAAAUAACACAGUUGACAUGAUAAAUGACUUAUCGCAUGAAAAUAAGCAACUGAGAGAGAAAAAAGACCAGAUCAACACAGCCGGUCAGAGCCUCCAGGAAACGAAGCAGCACUUGGAACAGAAGCGAACCGCACUUACCACUCAAAGAGCAGAAUUGAGCGCCAGUGUAGACCAAGUGACACGAGAAAAGGAGCAACUUCUAUUAAGCAUUGAAACACUCAACAUAGAUAUGGACCAAAUUGAAUUUAAUCUCAGGAAAGUAAGACAGGAUCUGGCUACCUGUGAUCGCUUGAGUGAUAUGGAAUGGGUGUUUUGAUUAGACUGCAUUUAUGGUUUGGCUAAUGUGUGAAUUACAUGCAUUCAGUAUGUCACAGAUUAAUAAUAUCAUAUCUCUAACAUAAGAGUAUGCAAAUAUAAGCAGCAAAAUACUUUGAAUUUUUUUUUUUUUU